Molecule: messenger RNA, 873 nt
Organism: Drosophila sulfurigaster albostrigata
Lineage: Eukaryota; Metazoa; Arthropoda; Insecta; Diptera; Drosophilidae
Exons: 1
Coding region: 123-770 (215 amino acids)
Source: RefSeq, a predicted model, not a curated record
CAAUUAUUCAGACUUGAGAUUUUGGAGCAAAAAACUAAAAAAAAAAAGAAAAACAAAGAAACUAAACCGAAAUAAAUAAGAAAUAUAUUAUAUAUUUAUAUAAAUACAAUAAAUAUUAAAAGAUGGAUAACAAAUUGCUUGGUGCGAAUUCCGUUGAGGAUACAAUUAUGGAACUGGAUGCGGACAAAGUGUGCCUGGUGACGGACACAUUCAGCAAGGCGGACAUAUUUCUGCAAUCGAAUGAAAAGUUUGGCUACAUCCAGCUCAAUGCGCCGGGUUUGUAUAACUUCCGAUUGCCGCAAUCGGAAUGCGAAUGUGUGCACGAUGUGAGCACUGUCAACGUGGAGCAGAUGGAGGAAGAUGAGCUAACGGACAAGUGGAUGAAGGAGCCGAUGGAUGAGAUCAAUUUAAUCCAAGCAGAGGAGGAGCAGCAACUGGGAUUCUUGCAACGCGAUGAGGCAACUGGUGAGCUGUACAUGUUGCUGCCACUCGAAGUGGAUGUGUUGCUGCAACCAGAGCAGCAGCUGUUGCCAGAGUUGCCCGCGGGGGAGGAAGAGCAGCCGGAGGAGGCGCGCCAAAGUGACGAGGAUGAAGACGAAGCUGAUCAUGAGGAUUUGUCACAGACAACGCUGACGGACACGCCGAAGUUGCCGCCAGAGCAACUGCACGAAGUCUGUCACUUUGUAGUGCCCAAGAUGAGUCUCAACUUUCAGCUAACACUGCAAAUUGGCAACUUGGCAACCGAAGCAGACGACGCAGACGAAGACUAACGAGAGUCCCACUCAAAACAUAAACCAAAAACUUGUGCUUAUUUCUAUGUGUGUAUGUAUAUAGUGUAGAAUAUAAAUUUCGUGUUAAACAGGCAAAAAAAAA